Laccaria bicolor S238N-H82 is the source of this 1392-nucleotide messenger RNA. RefSeq names its product cytochrome P450. Lineage: Eukaryota; Fungi; Basidiomycota; Agaricomycetes; Agaricales; Hydnangiaceae. Bases 1 to 1392 code for a protein of 463 amino acids. Gene Ontology annotation, molecular function: iron ion binding; heme binding; oxidoreductase activity, acting on paired donors, with incorporation or reduction of molecular oxygen. The transcript is spliced from 17 exons. The record is from RefSeq and is a predicted model, not a curated record.
AUGCCCCCAGUCGUCUACGAUCCGUGGCCGGGAAGCCUGUCUUUAUUCCGCAUGAUUAUUGAUGAUUUCAAGAACGGCUAUGCUGGUGUGUAUUGCUACGGUUUCCAAUUACACAAUUACGGGAACACUUGGAACUUUAAGAUCCUGUGGGAGAAUAGGUUCUUUACGAUAGAGCCUGAGUACAUCAAGGCCAUACUUGCUACUCAAUUUGAUGGGUUCGAGAAAGGCCCUGUGCUGCAUGAGCAGCUCAAUACAAUUCUCGGUACAGGUGUCUUCAACUCCGAUGGCGAGAUGUGGAAAUUCCACCGCGCGAUGACCCGUCCCUUCUUUAGCAAGGAUCGGAUCAGCCAUUUCGACAUCUUCGACAGACACGCUAGCGAUGCUCUUAAUCAGCUGAAGACCCGUCUUCGAGAAGGUUAUCCAGUGAAUAUUCAAGACUUGGCUUCCCGAUUUACAAUGGACUCCGCCACGGAAUUCCUCUUCGCCCAUGACUUCUCUCGGGCCUUCGAUGAAGCACAAAGAAUCACCUCCUUCCGCUCUCGCCGAGGCGGCUCCUGGCCUCUGCAAGAAUUUUGGUCAGACAAGAAGAAACGGGAACUUGGGGAACAAGAAAAGCCCGCUGGUGAUAGGGAGGUCAGGGACGGAGAGAGCUUGUUGGAUCAUUUAAUCAAUUACACGGAUGAUGAAAUCGUCUUGCGUGACGAGAUUCUUAAUAUUCUAUUGGCUGGCCGCGAUACUACUUCGAACACCAUCACAUACGCGAUUUACAUGCUUGCGGAACACCCAGAUAUUUUGCAAAGACUUCGCCAAGAGAUCCUCGAGAAGGUCGGGGAGUCCAGACGGCCAACAUUUGAAGAUAUGAGGGACAUGAAGUAUCUGCGCGCUGUUAUAAAUGAAACCCUCAGGCUUUAUCCGGCAGUUCCGUUUAAUAUCAGAACCACCUCAAAACCCGUUGUCCUUCCUGCCAAGAACGGUGGCAAGCCUUUCUAUCUCCCGGCCCACAGCAAAAUGCCAUACAGCGUUUUCUUGAUGCAUCGUCGCAAGGAUCUAUGGGGUCCGGAUGCGGAUGUGUUCGAUCCGGAUCGGUUCCUCGAUGACCGCGUUCGCAAGUACAUCACGCCGAACCCCUUCAUAUUCCUCCCUUUCAAUGCCGGCCCACGGAUAUGCUUGGGGCAACAGUUUGCAUAUCAUGAGACCUCAUUCUUCCUGAUUCGUCUAUUACAGCAAUUUUCAUCCAUCUCUCACGUUUUGGAGGCCCAACCUCCCUCCUCACGCUCACCACCGGAGUGGAAGAACGCACCGGGGACCAAGGGCACGGAUAAGGUCAGGAUCAAGAGCUAUCUAACCAUGUCCAUGAUGGUACGUUUUUCUCGCUCAUCUGUCGUACUCUGA